This is a messenger RNA of Stegodyphus dumicola, 1641 nucleotides long. RefSeq names its product rhotekin-2-like. NCBI's taxonomy places the organism in Eukaryota, Metazoa, Arthropoda, Arachnida, Araneae, Eresidae. The record is from RefSeq and is a predicted model, not a curated record. Gene Ontology annotation, cellular component: actomyosin contractile ring. Gene Ontology annotation, biological process: actomyosin contractile ring assembly; septin ring organization; signal transduction.
UUCCAGGAAUAUGAUUUGGAACAAAAAAUCGAUCUGGAACUCAAGAUGCAGGAAGGCACUAAUAAGCUAUUGGCUGCUUGUCGGUAUCAGCUGCAGUCCCUGGAAGCCAUAAAAUCCCUCCUCACUUCCAACGAAAGGAUCAGUGCCUACAUGAUGGAACUGCAGUGCAGGAAGUCCCUCAAGCAGAACAACAAAAUCUCUCACACAACGCUAGUACCUUGCCGUGGAAAAGUGGCAAUAAGUGAUAUUCGCAUGCCUCUCAUUUGGAAAGACAGCGAUCAUUUUAAAAACAGAGGUGAUUAUCGAAGAUUUGCUGUUUUCUGUCUCCUAAAAGUGGGCACAGAUGUAUUUGAUACUGCCAUGAUCAACAAUGUUGACAGAAGUAUGACAGAUAUUGCAUUUGAGGAUGUUAUUGUAUUUAACAAUGUUCCUCAUGACUUUGAGUUUCGUCUUGAGGUCUACAGUCAUGUCUUGCAAGAAGACUUAACUAUUGCUAGUGCUUCUAACAAACUUAAGAAGAAGAUCUCUUAUUCAGUUAGCAAAGCAAUAGGAAAACGAUUAUCAGAUAACUUUAAGGAAGAUGAAACUUUCAAGAAUGGGUAUUCUGAGUUUGAUGUAGUUGCUCAUGCCAAAUUGAAUUUAGCUGAUGCUAAUUCUCGUAUUAAAACAUACGAUUUAAUCAUGGAGACGUCAGAGAAAAGUAGCCAUCAGCUACCUCUCUUUGGUCAUUUUUGCUGUCGAUUAGCUGUGCAGCCAGCUUGUAUGACAGAUGAAAUGCACUCAGGUUAUUUAAGUCUAGUCCAGCAAAUUGGAAAUAUAACGGGUUCCAGAAGAAUGCUUUGUUCUUUGAAGAACUUUUCACUCUCUAUGUGGUCCAAUUUUGCAGAUGUCCAUAGUUCAAAUCCUGAUGUAGUCAUACCAAUCAAAACGGGUACUAAAGUGACACAAAGUUCUAAAGCUAUUUCCUAUCCAAGAUUCAGUUUUAAAGUUGAAUUUGGGGCAGAAGAUGGCGACAAAGAAUUUUUGCUUGCAGCUGAUUCACCUAUUCAGCUUAAUGAAUGGCUGCAUUCUAUAUGUCAGCACAUAAAAGAUUAUGAACUAUGGAAGCCAGCGUCUGAGUCUUUAAUGGAAAUCUCAUCACCAUGUGCCUGCAGAAAUUCACAGUUUUUGAGGCAUAGGAACAGUUCAUUGUAUGAUGAAACACCUUUCCUUGAUGAUGCUGAAUGUUCCAGUUCAAGUUAUGGAAAUACUUCAGCUGCAUUCCAGAAGAAAAACCAUCGUGUAUCUACACCACCAUUUUGCUCUUGGUCAUCGAGUUCUUCCUCCACGAACAGUUCAUUAGAGUAUCAACAUCAUCCAUUUUCCAAAUCGCUAUACCGUAGGUCUAUGAGCGCAUACUUUCCAUCUCUGUUCCAGUCUUGAAGGGGAGAUCGUGUAUGCAUAAUCAUAGGCUAAAUCAUGACUGAUAAUCUCUUGAAAUGUUAAUAUAAACUAGUCAUGUUCGCAAUAGAAAAUAUUUAUCAUUCAUGUCAAGAGCCAUACAUUGUAAAGUAUUUUAGUUAAUAUUUGUGCAUGUUAAUAGUGGAGUACAAGUGAUUAUAUUACUUGAAUUAAUAAACUUUUGAUAUCAUGGAAACUGAA